GCAGCUCUCGGCAAUCGCUGCUCGUGAGUUCUCGUCCUCGUCCACGUCGUAGUCGUCGCUUAUCGUGUCCGAGGCUCCACAGUCUCUAUACUUCGCUUAUCAGCGUCCGCCGCGUGGCGUGGAAAUGCCGUCGGUGCGGCAUUGUCCAUAGCAUACUUCUCCGCGUUGCCACACAUAUCACAGAAAGUAAACGAAACUAUAAAUAAUCAAAAAUGUUUUGGAUUCUACGCCGCACGGGCGCCGCCAACUUCUUCAAUUCCCUCAACAACAACUGCAGCUUCUCCAAGAACAACUCGAAUGGAAGUAACCACAGCAACAGCACUCAAGACAAAUACGUAAAGCGUCCCCCACGGAAGGCAUACGGACGACUCAGUGCCGAGGCCGACGAUGUCGUGUCACUGGGCCACAAAAUCGAUGAUCCGUUCGAUGAGCUAGACGACUUUGAAAUGCUCGGAGCAAACUCCAAUGCUGGCUGCAGCAGCCAUGCCAACAACGGCAAUGGAGAGCCACCAGGUGAAGCCAAUGCCAACGUCAAUGUCAACGGGAAUGGCCACGCGAAUGGGUGUGGAAAUGGGAAUGGCAACCUGUCGCUUUCAGCCUGCACGGACGCCGAUUGUCAGGGCAACUUUGUGGUGGAGAGUGCCCUGUGCGAGCUGGGUCUGUGCCAGGCCAAAGGCAAGACAUCAAAGGAGCUGGCUGCUGCUGCUGCUGCUGCUGGGGCCCCUUCCACAUCGAAGGAGAUUAACGAAAACACAAUAAGUCGACUGCAUGCCCUGGCCAUGGCUGACGAUGAUGAUGACUACGAUGAGUCGCUUACCUGCAACGUGUGCGACCGGGCUUUCCAUUGCCACCGUCAGCUGGCUUCGCACCAACAGAAGAAGCGACACUUUGGCUGCAGUGGCUGCGAUAGUUUGUUUCCCUCGCUAAUGCUGCUGGAGCACCACAAGGAGGAAUUCGAGCACUGGAGCGAUGAGGAGAUGGGUCGCCGCGUCUGCUGUCGACGCAAUCGAUGUGACGAUGAUUACUUCACAGACACCGACUCCUUCAUCAGCGAUGCGGAGAGCGAGGAUCUGGAGAGGCUGUUGUAAGGCGUGCCACGGCGGAAAGCAGAAAGCAGCCAGCAGCUAGGCCCCCGAGGAGGCGACUGUGAUGUGGUGGGAGGCUGGAGGCUGGAGGGCAGACAGUGGCAUUGACUGAGGUAAACUAAAUUUGAAUUAGUCUCCUCCGGAUGGGGCCGGGCCCCAAUGCUACGUAGGCGGAGAGGCUUACGGUGGAGUCCAGCGGCGCCACCAGAAUGGAUGGACAAUCGGCUGGCUCUGGCUUUGGCUCUGGCCCUCUUGGAUAAUGAAGAUGGACGCUGGGGCGGACCGCUGUCGCCCUAAUGAAAAUGAAUUAAACCCCAAUCUGGCGAAACAAUGAGAAAUGUUGGCAAAAACCCAAAGAAAACAAACAAACAAAAAUUACUUUUAGACUGUGUUGUCGCUAAAUGAAAACCAAAAAACAUUGAAGCAAACUCACGAGAGAGCAUAUUGUAUUUUUAGAGUUCAACUACGAGACCCUUAGACAGGGUCUAAAAACCAAGCUAUAGUAUAUAGUAUCUAAUAGUAUAUAUGUAUAUGUAUUUGGGUAUAUCUUUGUGUGUGUACGAGUACUCGUGUAAUGAGCUAGUCGAAUACGAAAAUCCAUAAUUGGAAACCAUAUCAUAAAAUGCAUAUGUCUAAACACCCAGAAAAAAGUCCCCAAAAUGCAAACCUAUUUACGACAAAGAAAUGAAGCCGAAAACGUAUUUUUCAAUAAAUAAAACU
This is a messenger RNA of Drosophila persimilis, 1805 nucleotides long. RefSeq lists its product as uncharacterized. NCBI's taxonomy places the organism in Eukaryota, Metazoa, Arthropoda, Insecta, Diptera, Drosophilidae. The coding region runs from base 213 to 1088 and encodes 291 amino acids. The record is from RefSeq and is a predicted model, not a curated record. The transcript has 4 exons.